This is a messenger RNA of Brassica napus (rape), 303 nucleotides long. RefSeq lists its product as uncharacterized. The record is from RefSeq and is a predicted model, not a curated record. Bases 1 to 303 code for a protein of 100 amino acids. The transcript has a single exon. Lineage: Eukaryota; Viridiplantae; Streptophyta; Magnoliopsida; Brassicales; Brassicaceae.
AUGACCCAACACGUCCGAGCUGAUUGCGGGAUGUCCAAGAACAAAGAGCCAACCGUAAUGUAUGAGGACAAUGCUGCGUGCAUUGCUCAGCUCAAGGACGGUUACAUAAAAAGUGAUAGGACGAAGCACAUAUUGCUUAAGUUCUUCUUUGCUCACGAGCUUCAGAAAGCCGGUGAGGUCCAGGUCGUCCAAGUACGAUCAAGUGACAAUUUAGCAGACCUAUUCACCAAAGCACUUCCUACCUGCACGUUCAGGAAGCCCACGCAUCAGAUUGGAAUGCGUAGGCUGAAAGACCUCCCCUGA